Molecule: messenger RNA, 504 nt
Organism: Prorocentrum cordatum
Lineage: Eukaryota; Dinophyceae; Prorocentrales; Prorocentraceae
Source: the annotation of a GenBank genome assembly
UCGUACAUCCCCCCGAUGCAAAAUCAAGCUGAUCGACCUCGCGUUGCCGGGCUCACGAUUUCCCAGAUAAUCGCGCUGAUCGACUUGGCGCGCAUCCAGCCCGAGCUCCUCGCGCGCAUCAUGGUCGAGAUCGGUGUGCUGCCAGACCUGGGAGUCGAGUGCUCGGCGUGCCAGAGCGGCACGAUGGAGUUGAAGACUUGGGGCAGCCAGACGGACAAGCAUACCCAGAAGCGCGAGUCCAACCUCGACCCGAAGGGCCCCUUGAAGGAGUUGUUCAACCAGGGCUCUGUGAACACCACCCGCACUCCCGUCGCCAUCGCCCACGCAGCGACUCAGCACGCCUCGGGCUACGAGUCGUCGGACGAGCUGGCGGUGCAGGUGGGGAUAUCGAAGAACGCAUCUCAGCGCAUUGCCAGCGUGGUGCGGGCCAUAUGCGCUCGCGCAGCUCAGGCCGAGCAAGAUGAGUUCAAAUGGCCCCGCGGGUGCCUCGUUGAAGCCGACGAG